CAUAUCCAAAGAUCAAGUUCAUUCCUCCAUCUUGCUCCCUGUUGAUCCUAGGGCAUCCAUAAAUACCAAACUCCUAGACAACAGCCGAGAGAAGAGAAACAAAUCCAGUUAAAUAUUGCACCUUCAUCAUAAAGGAGGUUGAGAGUCCUCACUGUCUUUGCCUUCUUAGUUGUAGCAUUUCCUCGGAGAAUCACAAAAGGAAAGAGCCAUGGUAAUGGAGCAGAAGCAACGAAAUCUGGAGUGGGCUGAAGCACAGCAGAUAGUCACGAGCACAGACCUUGUGGCAGGUGCUAAGCAACAACUACAGUUUCUAGCUGCGGUAGAUAGGAAUCGGCAUCUCUACGGCGGCCCGGUGUUGGACCGUGCCAUUUGUCGAUACAAGCGUUGUUGGCUUCCCCUGCUUGCCAAGCACAUAGAUUCUCCGAUUUCUGAAGGACCCCUGGUGGUGCCUCUUGACUGCGAAUGGAUAUGGCACUGUCAUAGGCUUAACCCGGUGCGGUAUAAGAUUGACUGUCAGGAAUUGUACGGGGGGAUUUUGGACAACUGGAAUGUUUUAUCAUCUGUCCAAGGAACCUGCACAAAACAAACUGAAGCAAUCUGGAACAGAAUGUAUCCAAGUGAACCUUAUGAACUCGACAUUAAUGGCAACUCGCCAAAGAGUGGAGCUGGAAAUACCAUGGGAGCUCCGAGAGACAGUGGUUAUGACUUAGUUGCAGCUGUCAAGAGGCAGAGUUCUUUCUUUUACCAGGUGUCCAGACCAUAUAUGAACGACCAUGUACUUCUUAAAGAAGCCGUGGCCAGAUACAAGGCUUUUCUCUAUCUGAUCAAGAGAAAUAGAGAAAAGGCAAACAGAUGCUUUUGUGUCCCGACUUACGACAUCGAUCUCAUCUGGCACACUCACCAGUUAAACCCUGCUUCAUACUGUAGAGACACGGUGGCAAUUAUCGGGAAGGUGUUAGAGCAUGACGAUACUGAUUCUGAUCGGACUAAGGGCGGAAAACUCAAUGCGGGGUUUUCCCAAACCACAAAGUUGUGGGAAGAGACAUUUGGUAUGAGCUAUUGGAAGGCAGGAGCAAUGCAUAGAGGCAGCACUCCAUCUCCACUGACAAUAACUCCUAUUCAGCUGAAUACAGUGGCCAAGAAGGCGGUUUCGUCUGACGGGUUUCAGAAUACCAUUCCACUUCCCCAAAAAAAGCUAGUAGAGGUCAUGGUGGGGAUUGCAGCAAUCAAGGACUUACCAGUUAGGCAUCGAGGCAAUCUCUUUGUCACCUUGAGAAAAGCAGAGCCAGAUGUGCACUUCAACACCAAAAGAAGACUAAGCAUACAGUCUGAAUCAGGGUACAAACAGGUCGCUAGCUUUCAGUGUGAACUUGACGGAGAGCUCGUUUUCGAACUCAUGCGUUAUAACACUUUCACUAAAUUAGAAACACCACUGGGGAGAACUUCUGUCUCUUUGACCAAACUGUUGGAGCCCGGAUCUCCCCUCUGGAUGGACGAUUGGUUUGAGCUCCCAACAGACUUGGAGAAUUUGGAUUCCAGGCCUGUCUGCAUCCGUAUCGCCCUGUCUUUCACUCCUCCUGUUCCAAUGGAAUACAUGUUACAAAUGAUUCCUGCUAAUCCAUCAAUGAAAAGUGCUAGCUUCCUACAAGAGAGUGGCAAUGAAAUCAUUAACAUCCAGAUGAGGGAUUCCAAAGUAGUUGUGGCAGACAAAAAUCGGCUUCCGAGAGAGCUGAUUAGAACAGCUGGAGAUGGUAAAACAUAUCUACUUGCAGAAUUACAAGGAACAGGAUGGUCUCUGAUGAACUCUAAAUGGUUCUUUCACCUAGAGAGAGAUUCCUCAGGAGACGGCCAUGUUUUUAAGCUCACGGGUGAUAGACAAGUCAUCAUAUGUCCUGGAAGAAAGCUAGAAUAUGAGGUUAGAAACUGUUGUGAGAAGGAAGAUGAACAAGUAGUCAUGACAGCAGUGGAAUUUUCAGCGGCAUAUCCCUACGGGAAGCCGGUGGCAUUGCUCAAUUUGAAAUGUGGCAUACUAAAGGUGAAAGAAGAUUGGAUGGUACUGCCCGCAAUAAUAUCGGCAUUCAUACUGUCAAAUAUGCUGCAACACAUUACGAAUAACAAAGAGAACGAGGAAUGGAUGGAUGAAGCUCUGGAUGCAAGCGUCUGCAGCAAGGAAGACAACAGAAAAGAGGUGGAAGGCAAAUACUCGAGCGACCUUUAUGCAGAUAAUUACCAAUUUUUGGUGACCACCAUCAUGUUUUCAAAUUGUGUCGAUGGAGUUGGCAAUGAAGGCGAUGUGCAGGAACGAAUAGAAACGCGAGUGAGUUUUAGUGGCAGCAAUGAAGGUGUCCCCAAUGCAGAUAACCGCAAUGUUUCUUCGGCAGAAACGGUGGCUGCUGGUGCUGGUGGAUGCGGCGGUUGCGGCGGCGGUUGUGGUGGCGGCUGUGGCGGGGGGAACUGCAGGGGAGGCGGUUGUGGUGGAGGCGGCAGUUGCAGCAGCCGUUGCAGUGGAGGUCGCUAGAAGGGAUAUGUGAUCGAUGUUGAAGUCUAAACCAUAGUAUGUUAUGUCAAUUUCUGGUCCUGACAGUGCAUAUUACUCACGACGGAAUUAUAUAGUUUGUUUCAAGUAUUGAGACAUUUUCAAACAUGAUGAUAGUACUACUGAUGUUGCAGCA
Syzygium oleosum is the source of this 2672-nucleotide messenger RNA. RefSeq names its product glycine-rich domain-containing protein 2-like. The coding region runs from base 209 to 2518 and encodes 769 amino acids. The record is from RefSeq and is a predicted model, not a curated record. NCBI's taxonomy places the organism in Eukaryota, Viridiplantae, Streptophyta, Magnoliopsida, Myrtales, Myrtaceae. The transcript is spliced from 9 exons.